Coccomyxa subellipsoidea C-169 is the source of this 1775-nucleotide messenger RNA. Its product is annotated as Serine/threonine-protein kinase SRK2J. Gene Ontology annotation, molecular function: ATP binding; protein serine/threonine kinase activity. Gene Ontology annotation, biological process: protein phosphorylation; intracellular signal transduction. The record is from RefSeq and is a predicted model, not a curated record. Bases 82 to 1158 code for a protein of 358 amino acids. The transcript is spliced from 7 exons. Lineage: Eukaryota; Viridiplantae; Chlorophyta; Trebouxiophyceae; Coccomyxaceae.
GAGGGGGUUCCCUAGGGGCCCGCGGGUCGAGGCAUCAAAAGCCCCAGGGCAGGAGGCCUGCUCACUGUUAGACUAGAAUAUAUGGCGACACAUAAGAAUCUGGAAGAUCCCUUGGCUGGACACCCGAGAUACAAGAAGAUCCGCAAUCUCAACAAGGGCAGCUAUGGAUUUGUGCAGCUGGCAUAUGACAAGAGCACAGGACAUGAGGUUGCCAUCAAGUUCCUUCAAAGAGGAGAGAGGCUUGCAAGCGUGUAUGUUGAGCGUGAGAUCAUCAACCACAGCAGCCUCCUUCAUCCCCACAUCGUGCAGUUCAAGGAGGCAUUUCUCACACCGGAAUACCUGGCAAUCGCCAUGGAGUUUGUGGACGGCGGGGACAUGUUCCAGUACGUCAAAGCCAAGAGGGGUUUGCAGGAGGUGGAGGCGCGCUGGUUCUUCCAGCAGGUGAUGAUAGCGCUGGACUACCUGCACCGCGUGGGUGUGGUCAGCCGGGACAUUAAGCUGGAGAACACGCUGCUGGACGGCAACCGACGGCCCCUCGUCAAGAUCUGCGACUUUGGCUACUCCAAGCACACCGAGAAGGACAGCGUGCCCAAGUCCCGCGUCGGCACCCCGGGCUACACAGCGCCAGAGAUUGUGACCAACAGGAGGAAUUAUGAUGGGAAGAUGGUGGACGUGUGGAGCGCGGGUGUCAUGCUCUACGUCAUGCUGUUCUGCACAUAUCCCUUUGAGCGCCCGGAGGACGAGCGGGAAACGCCCACAAAGAAGUACCAGACUGUGCUGCAGCGGGUGAUCAGGGGGGACUAUGUGUUUCCUCGAAAUAUCCCCAUCUCAGAUGACUGCAAGGACCUGCUCUCCAAAAUCCUGGUGGUGGACCCUGAGAAGCGCCUCACCGUCCAGCAAGUCCAGCAACAUCCCUGGUAUCUGAAGGACCUGCCGUCGGGGCUGAGCCAGUUCAACGACAACUGCCUGGCCAAGCAGAGGGAGAUGCCAGAGUUGGCUCAGAACGUGGAGGAAGUGCGCAAGAUUGUGCACGACGCCAUGGUGCUGCCCUCCAACAGCGCAUUUGCAAACGGCAACGCCCUGAUUGACAGCUACAAUGAGGAGCCAGAAGAUGGCAUGGAAGAGGAUGGCAGCUUGGAGUUUUCCCCCUCGUACUGAUGCUGUCGUGAAUGGGUACGGGGAUGAUUGUGGACAUUGUCAGCAUUGUCUGGUGUGCAUGCACCUGUCGUGGCAGUGCGGUGAUGCAGCCUUCUUGCUUCAGCCCGGGCAGUGGAGGAGUGCCUGAGCCUUGUGCAUCAGUUCUGUGAUAUAAUUGUUGUUCUCUCUUGCUCAGCAAGUGAUGGAUUGUUCGUGGGUGGCCGCACCCUAUAAAACCAUCGGCAGCAAGGCUCUUUGGCUCUGAGGAGAAUAGUCCUAUAAAAUUUGUAUCUCCUCCAUGUGCGCCGCCAAUCUUUUUGCCAGAGACAUUGGAGGCCUCUAUGCUGUCAACAUUGGGGAUAGACUCUUGUGAGUUGACAUUGAGAAAUUAAUAUGCUGCGUCGGACAUUUGAGCAUCUGAUUGGUAUUUAAAUGUCUUGCUGGUGCAUUAUAAUUUUCAACCAAGGCAGAUCUUUCAACUGCUUAUGCCUGCGCUUUGAGUUCCCAAUAUUUGUACAAAGUCCAGUGCGGGAAGAAUGGUCAGGAUCGCAUCAUGCUGCGCUACAGCAUUGAAGUAAAUCAAAAUCUGAGUGCGCUGCUAAACACGCAGAACUAUUAUGUAAUCUGGACGACACUCU